Messenger RNA from Funneliformis geosporum, 252 nucleotides. NCBI's taxonomy places the organism in Eukaryota, Fungi, Glomeromycota, Glomeromycetes, Glomerales, Glomeraceae. The record is from the annotation of a GenBank genome assembly.
AUGACAUUGAGAAAUCCAUCAGUUGAAGAUGAAGGAGUUGCAAAUCUAUCAUCAAAUGAACAAAGCAGUCCAGGUGACCAACUUUAUUUAUAUGAAUUAGAAGCAUCCUUAAAGGAAGAACAUCAGGAACUGCAAGAUUCAAAGGAAAACUCAUCAAAUUAUAAUGAAGUUUUUGGUGAAUUAUUUUUCAAUGUAGAACAUAAUCAUGCAACUUGUCCAUCAAAUCCUAAUCAAAAAAAAGAAAAUGAGUAA